UUUGGGUUCGUAAAUAUUAGAAAAAGACACAACAUAAAGUAUUUUCUGUUCGUUGUUUAUUGUUUGUUUAGCUGCUUUUGGUCUCUCUGUGUGUGUAGCUACAACGGCACUCUGAACGUGUGAGUGUGAAAACAUCUGUCUGAGGUCAUCAAAUAGCUGCAGCUCUCACACCUGCACUUGUUUUCAUUCAACAAACACAUUUUGUACAGUUUGUAUCGUUUAGGUUUUAUUUGAGGGUUUAUUAUAACUUACAAAAACAAAUAACAAUAAAAAAAACAGCAGUAAACAUCAGCAGUUUGCAUCUGGAGGCAGCUGCUGGAGUGUUCCUGAGCAAGACUUCUUUUCUGGGGAGCAACUUCACAAUGUGUUUAUUAGCUUUAAUGUCUUUAUAACGUGUUCCUUAUGACUCUGAAUACACUUAAAAUAUAAAAUAAAAAUAAAACCCUAAACUGUAUGUGUUUAACAAGAUUUAAAGAUGGUGAUGGAUUUAAAGUGGGUGUCCACGACAGUUAUUUCUUUUGCACAGCGCGCUGACUUCCGCUUUUGAUGCUGUAACGCACAUACCUAGUGCGAAAUCCGAUUACUCGAUUAAUCGCCAGAAUAAUCGAUAGAAUACUUGAUUACUAAAAUCGAUAGCUGCAGCUCUAAUGGAGAAACUCCUCCUACUCGGCCUGGAUACCGCCAGUGUCUCUGGGUCCUGGACUUCCUGACCGAGAGACUCCAAUCCGUCUGGUUCGGAAAGAACUUUUCCAGCACCAUCACGCUGAGCACUGGAUCUCUUCAAGGCUGUGUACUCAGUCCACUGUUCUUUACAUUGCUAACACAUGUUAGCAAUCUAACUGUGCACAAGAGGGGUCCAGAUCAUAAAGUUCACCAAAAGACAUCACAGUGGUGGGACUCAUUCAGGGGAAUGAGGAAUCAAUGUACAGGGUUGAAGUGAAACACCUAGAGGGCUGGUGCAGAGAGAACAAGCUGCUGCUCAACGUGGACAAAACCAAGGAGAUUAUUGACUUCUGGAGUUCACGACAUGAGCAUGCUCCCCUCAGCAUCAGCGGCUGUACAGUGGCAAGAGUGGAGAACGUCAGAUUCCUUGGAGUGCAGAUCUCACAGGACCUGAGCUGGAAUAAGAACACCUCAGCAGGCAAACUGAUGCUGAUAAAAUCUGAUGGACAGAUGAACGGCAGUGUGAAUCAGGCUGAUGACACCAAGGACCAAGUGGCCAUCUGCCUCCAGCAUGACUCCUCAGACAGAAACCCCAGCAGCGACUGGUCAGAUCUGCACCACAGCCUUGUCACGAACUCAACCUCCCACAAUGUCGAGCUGCAAGACAUGACAUAUCCUACUGCCUUCUUUACAGCACCAGGAACCUCCAGAGCCCUCAGCCAGCGGCUCCACUCGUCCAGCAGCGAGGCGGAGGACGGCGGCCACCACUCAGCUCGGCACGACUCGAUGGACCUGUCAAGACUGAAACACCAGCAGAGGACGGAGGCCCUGGAUCAUCAGCAGCAGCAGAUGAAGAUCAUGGAGUGGGAGAACCGGAUGAAGGUUUUGGCCUGGGAGCAGGAGCUGGUGAGGGAGAAGAGGAGGGCAGCCCAGCAGAAGAAGAAGGCCUUCAGGAUGAAGAAGGCUUACUACAAGGCCAAGCUCAAGAGGAUGGGCGAGGAGGUGCAGCUUUCCUCCUCCAGCAGCAGCGAUGAGGAAGAGAAAACAUCAGAUCUGACAGGUUGAUCAGCUGUAUUUGGACAUUUAAUCUCUCAUUCUUGUAUUAUUUCGCCAAUAUUCCAUGGAGCUGUCACUGUUUUUAUACACUUUUAUCACUGUUGAGGGAAAAAAAUUACUUUUCCUCUUUUUGGUUCUGUUGAUAGAGAUUGCUGUAGUGAAAAGUAAAUGAUAAACUGAAGUAUUUUUUAUUCAAAAGCAGAAGUAAGAUUAUUUGGGUUACAGAAGUGCUGCUUUUCUGUUGAAGUCAACUUUCUCACAGAUGGCCUUACAAGAGAAUUAUUGUUCCUAAUUUUACAGGAAAAGCUUUAAAUGGACAGGAGAAUGCUUUGAAAUAUGAACAAUUUACACCGCUUGAAGAGAUGAACUGUGUGAAACAGCGGAGAUCAAUAUCAUGACUAUCAUUUGCCAUUUGUCAGCAUGGCUUUGAUAUUCAGAAUUACAUGACAUUCAUUGAUUUUUAAGACGACAGUUUCUCUGAAGAUCUCUGGGAGCGUAUUAUAGGAGAAUGGUAUUUUAACGAACGUACUGAGUUUACGUAUAAUCACGAUAGAUUCUUAAAUGGUGUUUAACAGUUACUUUUGUAGCGCAGCAAUGAACCUCAACAUUAAAACCACCUCCCUGGUAUUGUGUAGGUUGUCAACACAAACUUCUGGAAGUGUCCUGUGGUUUCUGGCACCAGGUCGUUGACAGCAAAUCUUUUUCGAGCACAUCCCAUGAAUGCUCAUAAAAACUGGGAUCUGUGCAGUUUGAAUCCCAGGGCAGCACCCUGAACUUUUAAUCCCAAGCUGUCAAAGUCUAAUCAAUACCAAAGGUUCCCAGCAGAACAUGGCAUAUUAAUGAGAUUCAUGAAAAUUUAAUUUUAAAUUAAAAAUGCUACACCAGAAAUGCACAAAAACCAUAGUGCAUCUGUGUCCUCAUACUUUUGGCCUCAUGUAAAUGAAGUGCAGAUCCUGUUUGAAAUGUAGUUCAACAAAUGGAAAAUGGAGCGUAAUGGUUCCAUAUAAUAUCAAUCAAAUCUAAAAUAAAGUUUCCACCUGAUCCUCUUAGAAUGAGAUGAUGCUAUAAAUAUUUUCUGAGUUACAGGUCGUGAAAGUAUAUAGCAGCAGGUUUAAAUUUUUGUAACUGGCUUUUUCCAGUUUUUUUGAGUGUUCAUAACGUCAUAAGUGACGUGAAAUUUGAGUUCUGUUAAAAUUUGCAACCAAUCAGUUGUACAUCUGCUCCAGGUGUUCCGUUUAAAGCCAAAAAUUGUUUGGAGCAGUUUUUUUUCUAUAGCCAAAAUUUUGCAUCAGUAUGAAGCUGAACAGCGAUAAAAACAAGUAUUGAUACCCUGUAAUGUGUUAUAUGCUUUCUGACAGUGAAUGUAGAACGCUUCAAAAGGUGAAUUAAAUUUGUAUUUUUACCUAAA
Acanthochromis polyacanthus (spiny chromis) is the source of this 3127-nucleotide messenger RNA. RefSeq lists its product as uncharacterized. Bases 922 to 1728 code for a protein of 268 amino acids. The transcript is spliced from 4 exons. The record is from RefSeq and is a predicted model, not a curated record. NCBI's taxonomy places the organism in Eukaryota, Metazoa, Chordata, Actinopteri, Pomacentridae.